GGCUUGUAAAAGGAAGGCUACCCGCUCUUAAAAAGAAAAGAAAGGCAAUUAAAGCUCUGCGAGCCAGCUGGAAGGAGGCAAAGGGGAACAGGAAAAAAGCCGCGGAGUAGCCUAAGAAGCACUCAAUAGCAGCAAUUACCAGCAGCUUACAAGGCGGCGAAGGAGUUUGUUUAUGUUUCUUUCAUCUGCUUGGUUGAGACAUUUAGCAGAGGAAUGGCUUAAGAACUCUUUUUUCUUUGGAGCAGUGGUUUUUUUCUCCUUUUUUGGGGUGUGCUAUUGACCAAUCUUUAAUGGAACUUGAAAAGCUUUGAGAAACCUUGGUGAAGAAUUUAUUGAAAGACUAACUGAACUUUGGAGAGGAUUGAAGCAUUAUUAAUAUUAUUGGAGUACCAUAUCUAUUAUGAAAUGUCUUUUCUGAGAAAGCUGUGAGCAGUGGAAGUUGGUUCAUUACUCCUGGUGAGGAAAGGAUACUUCUGGGUGCCAAGUAACGCUGAAGUUUUGACUGGCCCUUUGCUUUCUUUUUGUUGUGGGUUUGAUAUUCCUUAUGGAUAUAUGCUUAUUUCUCUAACUUGAAGAUCCUUCUAUUAUAAGACUAUUAAGACUAUUUUUGCAACUUUGACGGAUGUUUAUAAUUCAUUGUGUUUGAACACCUUACUCUAAGGAGAAGUUUCUAUUGAAGCCAAGAAACAACUAACUAAGAAGUAGGGGCCCUUCACCUCACUUCAUUCCUCUUCUGGAUUUAACAUAUACAAUAGAAGAACCCAAGGAUUGGACUAAAUUUGUAUAAGAACAUCACAAAGUGACUAUUUGUGUAUGGACACUAGAAGUUCUGUUCGUAGAAAAGAAGCUAAAGAACAAAGUAAUAAUAUGGCACCACCCAAAAAAACUUUGACUCAAAGCCAAUUGCAGUUAACAACUCAAAGGAGAGGAUCAUUGGAAGAUAGUAUCAAGGUCACAGAUCCUAAUAUUUUGCUAUUGGAUGAAAUCAGGAAAAUUAGACAAGAAAUGAUAGAAUUAAGAUCAGAAUUGAAAGAGGACAUUAAGGAAGCGAGUCAGGAAACUAGAGAAGAAAUCAAGGAAACGAGAUCUGAAAUUAAGGAAACUAGGUCCGAGAUUAGAAAAGACUUAAAGAAGGAAUUAGAUAUCUUAGGGAAGAGAAUGGAUAAAAUCUCAACAGAUGUAUCUAAAACUCAAAAGGAUCUAGACACUUAUAAAGUAAAAAUACUAGAAUUAGAGAAAUCUAAUACAGACUUAGUACAAAAACAGGAGCAACAAUACUGGAAAGAUUUGAAUCAAGAAUUAAAAUAUAGGGAAAAAUCUAUUAAAAUCAGAGGGGUAAGUGAAAAACCUGGGGGAAAUUUAUUUGAACGUAUUGUUCCGUCUUUAGCUGAAUUUAUAGGUUUCUCUUUGGAAAGGACAGAAUGGGAGAUAGAUAAAAUCUUCAGAAUACAAUCUAGCCAAGCAAAGGAUAAGAAUUUGCCAAGAGACAUUGUGGUAAGUUGUGUGAGAUCCAGGAUUAGAGAUAUAAUAAUCCACAACAGUUACAAUAAUAAAUUGAUCAUAGAGGAUAAAGAAGCUAAGAUAUUUAAGGAUAUUCCACCGGCCGUUAUGUUGUCUCGUCAAAAAUACAGGACCUUGGUUAAUAUUUUGAAGAACUUAGGUAUUGACUUUAGGUGGGAGAGACUUGAAGGUCUCUCUUUCACUUAUCGUCAGAAAAGACACAAGAUUGACAAUAUUGAUGGAGCUAAAGAGAUGGAAGAAAGAUUAAGAAAGGACUUUAAAGAAAACAAAGGUGAUUUUGGACCUAACCGGUUUCGGAUGAGAGAAUGAAGAUCAAACGAAGUACGUAAUACUGAACCUAAAGAGGGAAGUAGCAGUGGAAACGAUCCAGAGAACACUAAAGAUCAAGAGAGUCAGGAUAAUAAAGAAAUAGGCACAUUGGAAACAAGUGGAAACUUAUUAGGAACCUUUUAAGAAGGAAUAAUAAGAGACUUAAAGGAAGUCCUUCUUAGAUCUCUAAUUCUUGAUUCAAUUAACUAAUUCCCCAAAAGAAGCUCUCAGCAGACUGUAAGAAGGAAUUGU
Molecule: messenger RNA, 2082 nt
Organism: Sceloporus undulatus (fence lizard)
Lineage: Eukaryota; Metazoa; Chordata; Lepidosauria; Squamata; Phrynosomatidae
Exons: 2
Coding region: 814-1830 (338 amino acids)
Source: RefSeq, a predicted model, not a curated record